GGCUCUACCUUUGGUGCCCCAAAUGUCAGGAUGGUAGCAUCCUGCAGGACGUGUUCCAGGAAGACCACAGAGGCAAACUUUCCAGAUACCAUCGAGAAUUACUACUCCCAUCAGGAAGAGACCAAACCGAAUAUCUGAGCCAGCAAAAAUAGACUUCUUAUGAGCCAGGUGGCCUACUUCCUGAACUACCAGCUGAAGACAUACAAAGAUCGAAAAGAUCAUGAUGAAGAACAGAAAUGCAGAGACAGCAAAAAUAAACUUCUUAAUGAGUCAAGUGGCCUACUACCUGGGCUGCUGGCUGAAGACGGAAGUCCCUGGUUAUCUGUGUUCUGCCCCAAAUGUCAGCACGGUGGGAUCUGACAGGCCUCCUUCCAGAAAAAACACAGAGGUGAACGUUUCAGAAUGCAUUGAGAAAUCCUGCUCCCAGCAGGAAGAAAACAAACCAAAUUUCAGAGCCAGCAAAAAUAGACUUCUUAUGAGUCAGGUGGCCUACUUCCUGAACUACCGGCUGAAGACAUACAAAGAUCGAAAAGAACACGAAGAAGAACAGAAAUGCAGAGACAGCAAAAAUAAACUUCUUAUCACUCAAGUGGCCUACUACCUGGGCUGCCGGCUGAAGACGGAAGAAGAUCGAAAAGAUCACGAGAAGGAACAGAAAUACAGAGACAGCAAAAAUACACUUCUUAUGAGUCAAGCGGCCCACGACCUGGGCUGCCGGCUGACGACGGAAGAAAAUAACAAAGGUGAGGAUGAAGAUGUUCAUGUUGUGGAGGCUGAGAAAAUACAGGAAUCACGUGCCCCCAGGAAUCUGCAGGAGUCUAUGGAGGAGGAAGCCCCCCAGGAGUCCUGGGAUGAAGGUUAUCCGACUCUCUCAAUUCCUCCUGGCACAUCUGCCUUCAGUGAGUCUUACAGGAGCAACUUACACAAAUUAGAGGAGCAGCAAGUCAACUUGGCUGUCGACAUAGGCAAGAUUAAAAAGGACCAAGAAGAGAAAGAAGACCGAGGCCCACUGUGCCCCAGGCUCAGCAUGGAGCUGGUGGAAGCAGAAGAGCCUGAAGUCUUCUGGUACUCACUGGAUAUAUUGUGUUCAACAUAUACAGCGUAUCUCGAGUUUAUUACACGUGCCAGGCUUUAUUUGUAG
Molecule: messenger RNA, 1141 nt
Organism: Cebus imitator (Panamanian white-faced capuchin)
Lineage: Eukaryota; Metazoa; Chordata; Mammalia; Primates; Cebidae
Product: neuroblastoma breakpoint family member 3-like
Exons: 9
Coding region: 221-1141 (306 amino acids)
Source: RefSeq, a predicted model, not a curated record